Messenger RNA from Schizophyllum commune H4-8, 2057 nucleotides. RefSeq lists its product as uncharacterized. Gene Ontology annotation, molecular function: amino acid transmembrane transporter activity. NCBI's taxonomy places the organism in Eukaryota, Fungi, Basidiomycota, Agaricomycetes, Agaricales, Schizophyllaceae. The transcript is spliced from 13 exons. The record is from RefSeq and is a predicted model, not a curated record. The coding region runs from base 55 to 1860 and encodes 601 amino acids. Gene Ontology annotation, cellular component: membrane. Gene Ontology annotation, biological process: amino acid transmembrane transport.
CCUCCUCCCCCACCGUCCCACCCCUUCGCCGACCCUCUCUCGGCUCCCCCCACCAUGGGCGACGAAGAGAAGACAGCGGGCGACGCUUCCUACGUCAAGCGCGCCUCGCACGACUCCCCCUCCACCACCAACAAUGUACACCCGACCUCCAACAUCACCCUCUACGACCCCUCGCAGGAAUCCAUCUGGACCCGCGUCGGCCUCUCCCCCGAGUCCUUCAAGCGCGCGCCCGGCACCACCGCCGGCCUCGUCGUCUCCGGCGGCGGGCUCUCGGCGGAGGAGUACGAGAAGGCGCUCGCCGAGUCGCCCAUGCUGCAGCAGAAGAUGAAGCCGCGGCACCUGACGAUGAUCGCCGUCGGCGGGAGCAUUGGCACGGGCCUGUUCGUCGGGUCGGGUGCGGCGUUGAACGCGGGCGGUCCUGCGGGCGUCCUCAUCGACUGGGUUCUGAUGGGAAUCAUGCUUGUCAACAUCACCCAGGCAUUGGGAGAAAUGAGCAUCAUGUAUCCCUUGAGUGGAGGGUACUAUACUUUGGCAAGUCGCUUCGUCGACCCUUCCUGGGCCUUCGCCAUGGGCUGGAACUACGUCUUCUCCUGGGUCGUCACGCUGCCGCUCGAAAUCACUGUCGCUGUCACCACCGUCAACUACUGGCCAAAUAACGUCCCAAUAGCCGCUUGGGUCACGAUAUUUUAUGUGGUUAUCAUCAUCCUCUCCCUCUUCGGCACGCUCGGCUUUGCGGAAGAGGAGUUCUGGUCCUCGGUCCUCAAGCUCAUUGUCAUAGUCAUGUUUGUGCUCAUCGGAAUCGUCUGCAUCUGCGGUGGUGGCCCAGCAUCCGGCGAGUUCGGCAGCUACGUCGGUGGCGCGCGCUGGCAAGAUCCGGGCGCAUUCGCGAAUGGGUUCAAGGGCGUGUGCAGCGUUUUCGUGACUGCCGCCUUCGCCUUCGCGGGUACGGAGCUGAUUGGGCUCGCCGCGAGCGAGACGCCGGACCCGCGCUCGGUGAUGCCGGGCGCGGUCAAGGGGACGUUUUGGCGGAUUAUCGUGGUCUACAUUCUAUCGCUUACUAUUGUGGGCCUGAUGGUGCCCUACGAUGAUGACCGGCUGCUGAAUGGCUCCGGCUCCUCCGCCUCACCCUUCGUUAUCGCCCUCGUUCGCGCGAACAUCUCUGGCGUCGACCACCUCAUCAACGCCGUCAUCUGCAUCUCCGUGCUCUCGAUCGGCCUCUCGUGCGUGUACGCGGGCUCGCGGACGCUGACCGCGCUCGCGGAGACGGGGUAUGCGCCGAACUGCUUUACGUAUGUCGACAAGUCCUCACGCCCUCUGUGGUCCGUCGUCGCCGUGCUCGCGUUCGGUCCGAUUGCGUACGUGCAGGUUGCCGCGGAAGGGGAUACGGUGUUCGACUGGCUCGUCGCGCUCUCCGGCCUCUCAACCAUCUUCACCUGGCUCUCGAUUUGUAUUUGCCACAUCCGCUUCCGCGCGGCGUGGAAGGCGCAGGGGCACUCGUUGGAGGAGCUGCCGUUUAGGGCUCUCGGCGGCGUCUACGGCUCGUGGUUCGGCACGAUCCUGAUCAUCCUUGUGCUCAUCGCGCAGUUCUACAUCGCUGUCUGGCCCAUCGGCGGCAUGGCGGACAGUGGAAGCGAGGUCGCCACGGAGUUCUUCCAGGCGUACCUCGCCCUCCCCAUCGUCAUCGCUUGCUGGAUCGGCGGGUAUGCGUGGAAGCGCGAGCGGCCACGGCGUGCGCAUGAGAUCGACCUCGAUACCGGGCGCAAGUCCUUCUUCACGGUCGAGGAGAUGCGCGCGUAUCGGGCGGAGCGCGCGAAGGCGCCGUUAUACGUGCGUAUAUACCGGAUGUUGUUUACGAACUAGCGUGCGGGGUGAAGAUGGUGGACGUGGCUGGAUGAUUGUUGGGAAAGGAAAGAGGUUGGAGAAAAUAGGGUUGCGCUCGGAGCGGGGUGGUGAAGACUAUCUGUUGUGAGAUAGGUUCGAGCGCGUGUAAUUUCUGACAAAAUAAUCACCGAAUAUACCGACUUAUCGCAUUUGUUGCGUGCAGUAUUCUGAAUGCG